This is a messenger RNA of Populus trichocarpa (black cottonwood), 1928 nucleotides long. Its product is annotated as patatin-like protein 2. Lineage: Eukaryota; Viridiplantae; Streptophyta; Magnoliopsida; Malpighiales; Salicaceae. Gene Ontology annotation, biological process: lipid metabolic process. The record is from RefSeq and is a predicted model, not a curated record. Gene Ontology annotation, molecular function: monoacylglycerol lipase activity; glycerophospholipase activity. The transcript has 6 exons. The coding region runs from base 95 to 1258 and encodes 387 amino acids.
AGAUGCAUAUUCAUACCCAGCAACCAGUACUGGAACAUAACUAGUACUGUUUUGUUAAAUUGAGCACCCAUCUCUCUUGAAAGUUGAAACCGAUAUGGCUACUGGUUUUGUUAAGAGAAGGGUGGCAACAGUGCUAAGCAUUGAUGGAGGUGGCAUUAGAGGCAUAAUUCCGGGUUCCCUUCUUGCCUUUCUUGAAUCCAAACUUCAGGAGCUGGACGGGUCACAGGCAAGGAUUGCAGAUUAUUUUGACAUCAUUGCUGGGACGAGCACUGGUGGACUGGUAGCCACCAUGCUUGCAGCUCCUAAUAAGGAAAACAGACCCAUGUAUGCAGCAAAGGACAUCAUUGACUUCUAUUUAGAGCACAGCCCCAAGAUUUUCCCUCAGAAAAGUAACCUGUUAGGUCCGCUGUCAAUUUUCUUUGGGGGGCCAAAGUAUGAUGGGAAGUAUCUGAGGUCAUUGACGAACAACUUGCUAGGAGACUUGACUAUCACACAGACCCUCACAAAUGUUAUUUUGCCUACUUUUGACAUGAAGCUCCUUCAACCAGUGAUCUUCUCCACCACUGAAGGAAAGACUAAUGCUUUGAAAAAUGCUAGGCUAGCAGACAUUUGUGUGGCCACCUCUGCAGCUCCUACGUACUUGCCAGCACACUUCUUCACGACCAAGGAUCCCAAUGGAACGUCCACUCGCAAUUUCGACCUGAUUGAUGGUGCGAUUGCCGCAAAUAAUCCUGCAUUAUUAGCCGUAUCUGAGAUCCGCAACCAGAUCAGGAUGAAUACCGGUGAAUUUGCUGGCGUAAAACCCACUGAGAGAAAGGGUCUAGUCUUGUCGCUAGGAACUGGAGAAGCCAAGUCUGGAGUGACAUAUGAUGCACCCACAGCCGCUAAUUGGAGCAUGAUCAAUUGGGUUUCUUACAGUGGCAAAACACCAAUUAUAGACAUGUUUAGUAGUGCAAGCUCUGAUAUGGUUGACUAUCAUAUCUCCACCCUCUUCCAGUCUCUGGACUCAAAGGAAUGGUACCUACGUAUUCAGGAUGACAAAUUGAGCGGGGAUGCAGCAUCUGUUGACAUUGCAACUCCCCAGAACUUGCAAAGGCUUAAAGAGAUUGGAGCUGCACUCCUAAAGAAGACAGAGUCUAGAGUGAAUUUGGAUACUGGCAAGUAUGAAGAAAUUGAAGGAGGACGUACGAACGAAGCGGCUCUUGCCAAGUUUGCUCAGUUUCUCUCAGAUGAAAAAAAGCACCGGCAAACCAAUUAAUGGUGUUUUUUUCUAUGGCAAUGUACAAGAAGCAUUAUCUAUAAGUGAUAAGAGAAGGGAGUUUUAAUUUGCUUUCAUAUAUAUAUAUAUAUAUAUAUAUAUAAAGGAACAAAAUAUCUCUUGCUUUAUGGCAAGAGAAACCUAUGGACGUGUAAAAUAUGUGUAAUGCAAAGGUUUGAUCCCUUGUAUAAGCUAAUUAAACUGCCAAAAUUUCUGCAUGUAGAUCAAUUGAUCCCAUCCCCAUGGCGAAUUGCUCCUCUUCUUUAUUCUGUAAUACCGACAGUGAUACGACCAACCUCAAGCGGAAGUACGUAGUUCGGAGCGUCUCUUUCUGUGCUGUUAUGAUUCCAUGAUCUUCUCUGAGGUAGACCUGCUUAUCUACUCUAACAGUUCGCCUUCAGCUCACCUUGGAUACUCCAACCUUGGUCAAACACUUGAAGAUAGUCCUAUCAACACGAGCUAUUGCCCUUUGAUGCUGGAUACGCUGGUGUAGAUUUCUUUUCUGUAAUUGGAUUAGAAUAAUAUAAGUAGUGCUAAAGUCGAUGCGCUAAAUGAGAGUUCGAGGUGGGAUGAGUAAAUUAGCUCGAAUUCAUUAGUGCAUCUGCUUCUAUUUUCAUAGUGAAUCACAGCGACUCGUCCCGUGUCAAUAAAGGUACAAGUUUUCUUCUUA